Durusdinium trenchii is the source of this 3240-nucleotide messenger RNA. NCBI's taxonomy places the organism in Eukaryota, Dinophyceae, Suessiales, Symbiodiniaceae. The record is from the annotation of a GenBank genome assembly.
AUGGUCCGGCUGGCGGCGGUGCUUGGCCUUGGCCUUGGCGUCUUGGCCACUUGGCAGAUGGGACGAGCUUGGGAACGAAGUCCUUGGUCCCUCCGCUUCGGGUCGUACCGUGAGCGUCCUACGCAGAGAGACCGAAGCCGGUCGCGCGACCACGUGGACGAGACCGAAGGGCCGGAAGUGGAUGCGAGCAGCACGAGCUUAGCUGUUGCAGAGACAUUCUCCUCCAUAGCAGAAGCCAAAGCAGAAAGCCAAAGCAGAAGUACUUCGACAGAAGGCACAAGCUCCGCUUUUGCUUCGACAGGCAGCACAAGCUCCACUUUUGCUUCGACAGGCACAACUUCAGUUGAACCGAUAGACAGCAGAAGCUCCGCGGUCACUUCGACAGGCAGCACGAGCUCCAUUUUUGCUUCGACAGGCAGCACAAGCUCCUCCACAAGUACUUCGACUGACAGCACCACUGUUACACGUACUCCAGGUUCAACGACGCUUCUUCCAUUCACCUCAACCACUUCCGUGGCUGCUCCAUCCACUCAACCCUUCCCCUCAGUCACCGGACAACUUCACUCCCCGCUGGCGGCGGUGAAGAGGGCCGAAGGAGCCCGGCCGAACAUCGUUUGGAUCAUGGCGGACGACUUGGGCUGGGGUGAAGUGGGCUUGUAUCCUUCCAAGUCCAAGCACGGGCGCAUCCGAACGCCGCACUUGGACCGUUUUGGUCGAGAGGGCAUGAUCUUCCGGCAAGCCUAUUCGGGAUAUUGUGUCUGCGCACCGAGCCGUAUGGCAUUUUUUACUGGCAGGCAUAGUGGUCGCUUUAGCAGCAUGCGAGUGGAGGGGACCUUCUUGAGACCUUUUCAGAAUAUCCGGAUCUUUCCCCAGGUCCUUCAAUCGGCUGGGUAUGUGACGGGACUCUUUGGAAAGGCCUCGCCCUUGAAAUUGCCCUUGCGACAGGGCUUCAACCGAUUCGUUGGGCAACUGCACCAGGGACUCUGCCACAAUAUGUAUCCCAAGUACAUCGACGAGGCUGAAGGGGAAUUGAACUUUCCACUGUCUGGGAAUGUUCAGGAGAAAUCCCGUGAACUUUGUAUGGCCAAUCCUGAGAGCUACAACUACACCAUUGAUGUGUUUCAUACUGCUGCACUUGCUUGGCUAGAAGAAGUCUCGAAAGGUCCGGCGCCGUUCUUCUUGUACAUGAGCUACACCAUUCCACAUGCCGGCGGCUGGGCUGAUUCUCCUCUCAUGCCCGAGACGGGGCAACCGGUGCCGGUUGACAUGGGUUAUGGGAGCAAUGGGAGCGCCUGGCCGGAGGUGGAGCGCGAUCAUGCCGCGGUGAUUAGCUACAUGGAUUUGAAAGUUGGCGAGUUGAUGAAGCAGCUGAAGGACUUGGGCAUUGAUGAUCAGACCAUUUGUUUCUUCGCCUCAGAUAACGGUGCCCACUCCGAGGGAGGCCAUGCGAUCGCCUUCUUCGACUCCACCGGCGGCUUGCCCGGCCACAAGGGCGGCAUGUACGAGGCCUCGGUGCGCAGUCCCAGCAUGGUGCGUUGGCCCACGUGGAUCGCGGAGAACCAGACGUCGGAGCUGCCCUGGGCCUUCUGGGACGUCUUUCCCACCGUGGCGCAGUUGGCAGGUGUGAAAGUGGAGACGCCCAUCGAUGGCAUCAGCAUUUUGCCGGAACUACUCCGAUCGAACGACGCUGCGAAGGAAGCAGUGGACAUGGAAACGGCGCCGCCACUGGAGCGGUAUUUUUACUUUACAUGGCGGGGUGAUGGCGGUCGUUUCAAGCCCAUCAAGGAUCCCUUCAUCAAGCGCAACGGUCCGGGCUACACGAUCCGUUGGGGAAAUUGGAAGGGCAUGGUGCCACAUUGCUGGGAUCAAGAUCUCUUUAAGCCAACACGAAGGGACCGCAUGCGGCUUUUUGAUUUGAAGGCGGAUCCGUUGGAAACCACCGAUGUGGCCAAGACGAAGCCCGAGAUCGUUGAACUCUUGAUGAAUCUGGCUGCGCGAAAGGCGGAGUCGCACGAGCAGCUGGUGAAAGCCAUGGGGAUCCGUCAGACCUGGCGAGAGGCGCAGGUGAUAAAGAUGGACACGAACGUCAAGCUCCAAAAGAAGGAGAAUCGGGCGUUGAUCAACAAGUUGAAGAAGGCGUUCAAGAAGGUGGAGGAGCACAAGGCCGAGGAGCUGGAGAAGUGGCAAAUCGUCAAGGAGGAGCACGAGGAGAAGAUCCGGCAGGUGCAGGAGCGCCGCGAUUGGGCCCUGCAGGUCUUUCAAGAGGAGCUGGUCCAGGACUAUCUCGAUAAGGAGCAGCGCACGCAGGAGCGGCUGGCGGAAAUGAGAGAGAAAGCUCGCGAGAAGGCAUUGAAAGGUGAAGAAGAAUACUUGGAGAAAUUGGAGAAGUCCUUGCGCCAGAUCGAGGCCAAGCAGAAGGAGAAGGAGGAGGAUUUCCUGGAGUCUCUCGAGCGUCAGGCGGCUGCCCGAGUGACUGUGGGGCAACAGCACGAGGAGAUCAAGCAGGAGGCGAAGAAGCACUGGACCGAGAAGGUGGUGCCCAAAUUGGAGAAGAAGCGGGAAGAGGAGGAGCGGCUGAGACGCAAGGUGCCACGCCGGCCGAAGGCCAAUAGCAGUGAUGCCAUGUCGCCGAAGAAGCUGAAAUUCCUCCAAGAGGAAGCGCAACGGCGACUGGAGCAGCGGCAGAGCAUGGACGAGCUGGUCUAUCGGAACUUGCAACGGCUGCAACGUAGCCAUGAUUUCAAGACCGAUCAGCUUCUUUCCAGGAUCGAGGAGACGAACGCCCGCAGUCAGGAGAUCAAGGACCGUCGGCAGAAUCGACACUUGGAGCGCGAGGCUGUGAUGAAGGAGUCGUUGAUUGAAAAGGCUCGCGUGCACGAGGAGCUCCGCACGAUGAAGGCCCGAAGACCGGACGAUGGCCCGGAUCGAGGGAAAUCCUUGCAACUCGUGGCGUGCGCCGAACGGGACUUGGAAGAGCUCCUACAAGCUGGCGUGACUAUACCGGACAUGCGGCGCCCAACUCCCAAGAACAUGGCUGAGCUGGGUGAGAAAGCGCAGGAGAUCCUUUCUGGAUCUUCGGCUGGCACGAUGGUAGAUCGAGUGGCGGCUUUGGCUGUUGCAAUAGCGGCCAAGCAGAAAGCGGAAGUUAGGGAAGGUGGCUCGCCCGCUCCUUCGGGGCGUGGUGAUACGAGCGACAACAGAGGCAGGCUGCAGCCCUAUCACCAGUGGAUCUGGAAGUAG